Messenger RNA from Ochlerotatus camptorhynchus, 11303 nucleotides. RefSeq lists its product as uncharacterized. Gene Ontology annotation, cellular component: chromatin silencing complex. The transcript has 12 exons. The coding region runs from base 1033 to 9273 and encodes 2746 amino acids. Gene Ontology annotation, biological process: negative regulation of DNA-templated transcription; heterochromatin formation. Gene Ontology annotation, molecular function: transcription cis-regulatory region binding; chromatin binding. Lineage: Eukaryota; Metazoa; Arthropoda; Insecta; Diptera; Culicidae. The record is from RefSeq and is a predicted model, not a curated record.
CUUGCGAAGGCAAGUCCAUCGAAUUUUUCUCCGCGAUUUUUCGGCAAUAGUGCAAUUUUGAGCCCCUAGGCACCCUCGUGAGUGGGUUCAACCGGCUCCGUAAGUGAUCCGUGAUCGGUACGCGUUCGAGUGCUAUGUCAGUGAUCGGUUCGGGGGUAAAUUUCUGUGAAAAACAGUGAAAAGUUUACCCAUCGAGGGGUUUUCCACCUCUUUUUUUCUCGCUUCAAGAAAGGCAUCUGAGUGUGCGUGUGACGUUGGACGCCCAUAUCCCACGGUACGGUGUGUGCGUGAUUGGCGUCAAACUCGUCUAAUAGUGAAAUUUGUUUACAAUCCGUGCGGGUGUGUUGGUGACGGUGCGGUGUUUGUGGCUUGACAGCCGAUCGUGGGUUUGCUGACGAACGGCUUACCCGAACCCGAAGCAGCUGAAAACAACCGCCCGAAGAGGGCUUCGUUUGCCGUUCGGGUCGAGCUUCGUGCGAGUUCGUGCCCUCGUGUGCCGUUCGGUUGGAGUUCGUGUGGGUUUAUCGUCGUGUGAGAAUCAAAUCGUCCGUGCAAAAGUCUAUAAACAGAAGACUAGUGAUUUAAACCAUUUUGUGUUUACGCGUGUGUGUUUACGUCGCGUCUUUCGCGUGAUUGUAUUGUUGUGUUUUUUUUCCCCGUCGGUGGUGACGGUUCUGCUGUGGUUGAUUUUUUUUUGCUUUCUCUUGUGUACGAUAUUUUCAUCACGCGCGCGUUCCUCUGUCGGAGGAAAGAAGUUAGGGAAAAAAGUGCUCACAGAAGCUGAAAAUACAUCUCAAUUCUCCGUCAAGAAGUGCGAAAGCCACCGAAGUGUGAGCGCGGGCAGCAAUAAAUAAAAACUAGCUCGGAAAAACGACGUUUUUCCGAUCAGUGGCUGCAGUUUCCUUCGAUUGUAUCUAUCGCAGCUGGAAACAACAAGUCAAGGACGGUCAAAGCAUCGCUGAUCCAGUUGAUUUCUCGCUGGCUGGAAUUAUGGAUUACGACAAGUCAGCACUCUUAGCCUAGAACCAGCGCAUGAAGACGAAGAAACAGUUAGCAGCGGCCGCUGCAGCGGCAGCAGCAGCCGCUGAUAAAAUAGCCGCCCCUUCCGGAAGUUUACCCACUGCAACGAGUCCCAUCGCCAUCAAGAAACCGGUGAAACGUCUCCAAUGGAAAGCCAAAGAAAGUCCUCCUAAAUCGAUUGAACCGGAGCAACCUGCAGCCCUCACUUCCACAAGUGAAGCGCUUCAAGCCACUAGCCCCAAACCGAAACCGGUAGUAAAUCCCAAAUCUCCCAUUCCCUCGAAGCAAGAGUCGGCGCCUUCGCCAGUCGGUAAGCAUGUCAAAACAGUUCCGAGCAAUUCUGCUGCUGGUCCCUCGGGGACUGGCGGCGCCAAAAAGUCGGAUACCGCCAAAUUGAAGAAAUCUGCGCCGGCUGCAGGUGGAAAGAAAUCCGGUGGAGGUGGAUCGGCAGGGGAUAAAAAGAAGAUUCAAAAAGAGUUGAAAAAUUUGGGUAUUACCGAUAAGGCCAUCAAUCAAAUCGACACGGCCACCGUCGAGUGCAAUCCUUCGAUCAGCGAGAUGGUGAAAACCAAGUCGCGUGCCACCGUCAGUCAGCAGAAAUGUACCGACUUUGGUGCCCUGGGUGGUCCCUCGGUUGUACAGAAAACGGUAGCCUUUGCGAUUCAUUCUUCGAAACAAGAAGGACCAGCAGAGAAUCCCAAGCCAUUGGAAUCACUGGUGACCACUCCUACCAAGAAGAAACCGGUCCCAAAGACAAAGGAUACCAAACAAGAUCCGGCGACGGCGCGUGAGGAAGGCGCUAAAAACAAAACCCCAGUCACAGCUCAGCUGCCAACGCCUAGCGCGCCACCACCGACAUCAUCCCAAUCUAGUGCCGCUGCUAAAGAAGAUGUCAAAGCGCCGGCCGGAGCUAAAAAUACGGAUAGCAAAACUAAAGCGAAAAAACCCGAAAGCAAAGAUGAUAAUGAUGCCGCCGCCGUCGUCGGCGCUGGUGAACAACAACAACAACAACUACAGCAACAUCAACAACAAAAGGCUGGUAAGAAGAGUUCCACAACCGUUCCCAAGCCGAAGCCCAGAUCCAAAAAAGCGAUCCUGGAGGAGAAGAGGGCAGCGGAGGUGAAGGCCGCUGCGGAGGCUGCUGUUGCGGCUGCGGCUGCCGCUAUUGCCAAACAAGAAGCCGAAGAUAAACAAAGAAUGGAAGAGGAACGAACAUGUUCCCUUGAGCUCGUCGAGUCGGACGAUAAGAACGACGAAGAAGAGGUACAAAGUCGCAUUGAAGAUAUCGUCAAGUCGCUGGAAGACGAUGAUGAUGAUGAAGAGAUAGGAAUGGGGCUCAAGUUGGAGAAGUUCAAGAUUGAGCCCAAAGUGGAUAAAGAAGAAUCCGAUGCCAAGAAGAAACAACUACCGAAGGUGGUCAAAGGUAAACAUGAAACCGAGAAAAAGACAAAAAAGUCUCCAGUGCAGAAGUUGGAUGAAAUUGAUAAUAAAAAUCAAUCUGCUAGUACAAGCGUUUCUCAACAAGACUCAACUAAUAACUCAACUAAUCAAGACAAUUCGAAAGCUUCGGCGAAGCGAAAAUACACUAAACCCAAGAAUCCAACCGAUAAACCGAGAAAGUCUCCAGCGAAGAAGAAGAAACCCGAGCACAAACGUGGGACUGAAUCACCCAAAUCCAAUCAAGAAUCUCCUAGUGUAAUCUUAGAACCAUUCACACCAGCCUCAAACCCCGUGGCUCCUACUGACAAACCAAUCGACACGGCAACAGGCGAAGCAACUCAGCGCGCAAGUGAUCAGAAAUCCUCGGAACCCACUGAAUCUCCUGAACCCCCCAAGUCCAUACGUUCUUCCACGGAAAACGAUGACGAUCUUCCCUUGAACCGCCUCAAGGAUCAAUCUAAAUCUCAAACCGAAAAACCUGAAGCUUUUAUUGAACCUCAGAUGCCCCCAGCGUCGGUCAAACCGGGUCCCAACGCACCUGCAGCAACUCCUGUCUUGAUUAAACCUCCUUCCAAAACCAAACGGAAAUACGUCCGGAAAACUCCAACCUCUUCAGGAUCGAAAAAGAAACCUUCAAAAGCGGCUGCCAUCACGACGCUGGCAAAAGACCCGAAAGAGAAGAAACCGACGGAGAAGAAGGACGUAUACGAUUUCGACGAAUCGGAAAGCGAAACCGACUCACCGGUCAAGCCACCAGGAAAGCCAAUCUUCAAGCGGAAGCAACUGGAAGCGAGUGCCACCAAAGAGGAAGAGGAGCUGGAGGAUGAACCAUUGAAAGUUCAGGAAGUACUGCCAGAACAAGCGGAAAGUAUACAAGCAGAAGUUGAAAACAUGAGGCAGAGCGAAAGCGAAUCGGACAAAGAUGAAAAAGAGAUGAAGAAAGUUGUGAAGAAGCCCGCAGUGAAGUCAGUGGCGCAUAAGAAGGAAAGUGACAGUGAGUCGGAUGAGGCUGACGAGGAAGAAGUGAAGAUUUCUGCGAAGAAACCGACAAAGUCAGUGUCGAGAGCUAAAGUUGUCAAGGAAGCUAGUACCGAUUCGGAUGCGGAAGAAUCAGAAGAAGAUAAGGAACGGGAUCCGGACGAACGACCGGCAACGCCGGUCAACAAGAGGAUCAAACAGGAAGUUCAGGAGUCGUCCGAUGAAGAAUCGGAUGGGUACACGUCUGAGGAAUCGGUUCGAACUCGGAUCGUCAAGAAGCAGCUGACAGCAAAAACAAGACAUUUGAAGCUGUACGGGUUCUGGUCCGGUCCGAAACGCCAUCGGGUGGCAUCGCUGAAUGCGAUCGCAAAAGUGCACUGUUUGUACGAGAACGAAACUCGCGCCGCUUUGGAGGCGAGCUUGAUGAAGCAAGCGUCAUCAAGGGCACCGAGAGCCAAGGAAGUGAAGAAGGAGAAGGCCGAGGAAGAGGCGAAAAAGGGCGAGUUGGCGAAGGAAGAGGAAAAGAAAAAGGGAGAUGAAGAAUUUAAAAAAGUGGAAGAAGAGAAGAUAAGAGAACAGGAAGAGAAGAAGUUGAAGGAGGAAGAGAAGAAACAGAAAGAUGAGGAGAAGAAAAUUAAGGAGGAAGAGAAGAAGAAGGCCCAGAAAACAGCGUCUGUCAAGGAAGAGAAGAAGAAGGUCGGUAAGAAGGCGGAACCGAAGGAAGAUAAGAAGAAGGAGAGUAAGAAAAUGGAAGUGAAAGAAGAGAAGAAGGAUGAUAAGAAGAAGGAGAAAGAGAAGAAAAAGGAAGAAACGGAAAGUGACACCGAAAGUGACGGGUCCGAGGAGGAAGUAGUGACAAGGACGCUCCGAUGUGUUCCCGGUCUCCGGGGAAUGGGCAAACACUGGGACCCGGAUGCUUCCAGCAUGGAAUCUGGAGGAGAUGACCUUGCCGAUUCGGAUGAAACGUACACACAGGGCAAAGACACCGAUCCGGUCAAGAAGCGCAAAGUCAAACGCAAGGUGAUCAAGAAAGCGAAACCCAAACCGAAGGCUGAUAAAUCCGACAAACCGAAACCGGCUGCCAAGAAGAUCAAGAAAGAGGUCAAAGCUCUGCUCUCUGAUGCGGAAAAACUGCAGCUUCAGCAGCAGGAUGAUGAGUCCAGUUCCUCGUCCGCGGGCUCGGAAAAGGCACCAGCCAAGUCGAAGUACGAAGAACCCAAGAAGCGAAAACGUGAACCCAAGAAAGAGGUGGUGGAAGUUCUGGGCAAGAAACGUAUGGCAAGCCUGAAUGCCACGGCCAUGUUGGCUGCCACCUACGAGGUUCAGAGGAUUCUCUAUCGCAACACAGACUCCGAUUCGGACAGUCCCGCUGAGAAGCCCAAGUCGAAGAAGGCUAAGGAACAGAAGGAAGCGAAAGAGAAAGCGGAAGCGGCGAAAGCAGAAGAGAAGAAGGCCUUAGCAAAGGCGGCAGCGAAAGAUGCAAAGAACGAGGAAGAAGCGGGAAGUUCGGCAAAGUCAGCAGACAAAGACAAACCGAAGGAAAAGGAAAAAGACAAGGAUAAAGGUAAAAACAAAGAAAAGGAGAAAGAAGUGGAACAGCUCGUAACGGUUAAAACCGAACCGAUGCGUGACAGGACAGGCGAAACCACCGAGGUUAAGCGCGAGCUUGAAGAGCCCCGACCGGUUUCGAACAACGUUGUCAUCGCCCAAGACACCGAGGUAACAAUUACCGGUGUGUACGUAAACUCCGGCCUGGGGGCGAGCCAGGAAGCGUACUGCAAAAUGCAGUACCGAGUGCAGCAGAGCGUCACCGAGGAACGGUUGGUGCGUCCCGGGGAGGCACCACCCAAGUCCUACACGCCGCUGACGGCCCUCUCCAGCAUGCGGCCACCCAACGAUCAAGCUGCCCAACUAUCGACGCCGCCUCUGUUCGGCCAACCGGCCCAGUGCGAUUCCCCGCUGGGACUGGUGGGACCGCCCAGGGGCUUCUACCCACCGCCCACUUCGUCGUCGGGCAGUUCCAGCGCAUUCUGUGCACCGAUUCCGCACGACAGUCCAGGCUACUAUCAACCGGCUGGUCCGUUGAUAUCCCCUCACCUGCUGGCACAAGCGCCACCCAGCUCCUCGUCACAGCAUAGCGCCAGCAGCAGCACCAUCACCAAACAGCCACCCGAGUCGGACUCCCCGGUGCAAUCGCUAGCCCAACCGCCGUCUUCGUCAACUGCGGACAGCACGGACAGCGAUGUCCUGCUAACAGGUGGCGAUCUGUCGUCCCGAUCGCAGCCCUACGGUCGUUACGGUCCGUCCGGUCCACCAAACCUGUACUCCCGUCCGGUCCAGAUGCACUGUCCACCGCCGCACCUGGCGCCAAACUACUACGCGGCACCACCCUACAGCCAGUAUCCUCCGGAGAUGUACUACGCCCAUGCGUAUCCGCCGGCACACUUCUAUCCCAAGUUUGCCCAGUACUAUCCCACAAGCCGCCGGUACUACCCGGGUCAUCCCGGUCCAGGUGAACACCUGUACGAACAACCGCCACCUCCCACGAGUGGACCCUUGCCACCGCCGUCCGGUGCACAGCUGGUUCCAGCCGGACCGCAAGGCCCCCAGCACUUGGAGCACUAUCCCGGUCCACCGCCAUAUCCGUAUCCUGGCUACGGUAGUCCUGGCCCGGGCCCCGGUGGGCAGUGUUACUCCCGUAACCUGCAACCGCCGCCGUAUAUGGAUGCUCACUACACGACCAAUUGCCCUUGUCCGAUGCAAUCGUGUCCAAAAAACGUCAAUGCUGGGUCCCUUAUUGGUAUCAAGGUCAGUAAGGGCCCAGUAGCCAGCACAACAACCCAAAACAGCCAUCAUAUCGCGAGCACGGCCGGUAUCUACCCAGUCGUAUCGCUAACAACAGCAAACAACAACCACCAUGAACCGAUCUUGAUCUCCUCCGGUUCAUCCACGUCUUCUUCGCCGGCACCGCUGGACCUCCAUUCACCUCCGAUCAUGCAUCCGGUCGAAGUAGCGCCGCCGUCAUCCUAUUCAACCCCGACGACAACGACCACCACCACAACAAUGGCCAGUAACUCGAGUACCAACUCCUCCGCCAUGACCACCACAACCACCUCAACCACGACAGUCACCCCCUCCGAACCAACUAGCGCCCAUCAGGUUAAACCGGAAAGUGACCUGCACCCGUACAGCUAUCACCACUACCACCACCAUCACCGGCCUUCGGCACCACCACCAACGCAUCCUCUCCAUCACUUUAACGCCUCCACCGGGCCUCUGCUCACCGACGUCAAGGAGGAACCAUCCACCCCGACUCUCGAAUCCGAAUCCAAAUCCAUCAACAACAUUCCGAAGCUACUCCCGCUGACAACGGCCGCGGCCGCCGCCAUGAUCAAACAGGAGCUUCCCGAAGUCAAACUGGAACCUCCGGCGAUGGUGACCUGCAAGAAAGAGGACUUUGAAGAGAACGGUCCAGCCAUGACGCCGGAUCUCCUGCUGGACGAGGCACUCAUCAAAAAGGAGGGAAUGGUCUCGGAGCUAUGCUUCAAAGAAUCGCAAAAAUUCGACGACAAGAGUAUCCUAUCCAAUAUUCUAACCGCGGAAGCUAAUCUGAAAACAAGUAAGACUACCGGUAGUGAUAGUUGUAGCAUCAACAACAGUAACAACAAUAGUGUUAGUACCAACAACAGUAGUAUUAGUAACGAGAAAGUACAAUUAGUCGAUAGUGUCCUACCUGAAAUUCCGGCCUCGACGGUCAAGCGGAGACCGUUGCUGGUCGCCUGCAAAAAGUCCACGCCGAAGAAGUCACCACCCAAUAGCUAUAAGAAUCUGAUCAAACGUACAAAUGUGGACGACGAGAGCACCAUCAUGGUCCUCAGCGAUGACGAUGAGGAGGAAGAAGACGAGGAAGAGGAAGAACGAGUGGCGAAAAAGAAACCCAAACCCAGGAAGCUACUGCUAUCCAAACCUCGGAAGGUACUGAAACGAACGCGACGGGUGUUUGGGGCUGAACACCUACAUCACUUGAAGAAGAUCAACAAGACGCUCUUCAAAACCAAGGGCAUUAGAAGUGACGCCAAGAGGCCCUCGUGUGUACCGAGAGACCCAAAGUUGGCGGAACCAAUAGAAACGAUCAUCAUUCCGGAAGACCCUGUACUGGAGACAAAGCCGGUUUGUGAACAGCCGAAACCUACAACCGUCGAGGACCCUCAAGAAGAACGACCUCGGCCGAUGUCGAACGUCGAUCUUACGAUCGACCUAGUAGCCAAGGGUUACUUCUCCGAGCCGGAAAUAUUCUCCACCGAAGCCAAGGCCAACUCGCGCCUACUGAAGAAGUUAAAACAACAGGAAGGACGAUCGCAAUCGGAACAGAACCGCGGCAAACGGGAUCGUAGCUCCGAAUGCAGCAAACACUCGUCAUCCAAGAAGCCCAAGAAACUAAACUCGUUGGACGUAGACUUUGACAAGCGGAAGAGCAAGUGCAAGUCCAAGAAGGUGGACGCCAACGCUGAUCCUUCGGAGCGGGCUAUCAACGAACCGAAGAAAGCUUCGAAAACGAAACAGCAGCCGGUUUCCGAACCGAAGGAAAAGAAACCGAAGAAAGAAGCAAAACAAAGCAGCAAAAAGAAAUCUAACGCCAAAGCUCCGAAGAUCAGUGGCAAGAAACGUGUUACCUCUACACCUUUACCUCCGCCGGCGGUGGCAGUGGUGGCAUCACCGGAGGUGGAAGAACCGAAACAACCGGAUGAAGAGAUUCAACCGAACCCACUGGAUGUUAAUGCCGUCGGUGCCGAGUCCACGGUGGACGAUCGAGAGACGGACUUUGACGAUGCUACAACGAUGCUAGUGGACGACGACAUGAUGAGCGUCGAUACCAAUACGAUGAUUCACAGGCUCAACAACAAUAACAAUAGCGCCAUCGAGAACAAGAAUGCCCUAGGGAUGGCCACUGAAGAGGACGAUCCUCUGGCGACUUCGGCAACUUCGGCUGCUGAGGUGGCGCUGGGGGUCCCUGCUCCGGCGGAGAAUAAACUGCUCGACACCAUGGACGACACCAUGGAAGACGAGGAAGAAGAAGACGACGAGGAGGAGAUCAUGCUUGCCAAGAGAUUUGCCAAAAAGGGGACCGGAUCGCUGAAGCAGCGGGUGUCCCGAUCCCGAUCCAAGUCCAAAUCGCGAAAGUUCAGCAUCAAGAAACGGCACCGGAUUCGAAUGGCCACCGAGGUGGAGGAAGUGCUCGUGCCAAGGAAGAGCACCAGUGCACCGCGCUGGAGCAACGGUUGGACCUGGGAGGGGCAGCCGUUCCAGGGGAAGGUGUUUCUGAAUAGUGACGACCCGCCUGUGCUGAGAACCUGCUACCCUGCGAUGCGACAUUCCGAGGGGGACACCAUUCGGCCGAGAGACUGUGUCCUGCUGCGGGCAGGUAGUAAACGAGCGGAACUUCCCUACGUGGCGAAGGUGGCACAUCUGUGGGAGAAUCCGGAAGAUGGCGAAAUGAUGAUGUCCCUUCUCUGGUACUACCGGCCGGAGCACACGGAACAGGGAAGGCAAGCGGUUGACGGGCCGGAUGAAGUGUUUGCCUCGCGUCACAAGGAUCACAAUAGCGUAGCGUGCAUCGAAGACAAAUGCUACGUGCUGACGUUUAGCGAGUAUUGCAGGUUUCGUCGCCUGCUGAAGGGCUUCGAGGAAGGCAUCGAGGAGCAGCCGUCGAUUGUUCCGCCCCUGCGACGGGAAAAUAUCCGGCUUCCUCCACCUGUGGUGGCACCCGAUCUGGUCAUGUACUGUCAGCGUGUAUACGAAUUCCGGCUGAAGCGUCUGCUCAAAACACCCUCCUAGUGUCGGAAGCUGGUGGUAGAGCGACGGAUACCUCCGAAGCUGCCUACCGCAGAGCAUCCUUUACCAACUCCAUCACAGCAAGAGACAACAACAACAGCAACAACAACAUCAACAUCAACCACUCACAGCAACAGUGGAACAAUAACAACUUCAGCAACAAUCAAAUCACAUAUCGGCAGAUGAAUCACUUCAGACUCGUGCAAAAUCCCGAAUGCAUGCAACACAAGAGGAGGGAAACCGUUUGUUAUGCGAUUGCCUACAACAACACAAACACACACACACACUAUUUAAGAGUAUAUAUUAAUUGUAUGAUGGUGUAAUAUUGUACUUUUCGAGUUCUAGUCCAGGGGUGUGCGAAACAAUCCAAAACUAAACAGCUGAGAAAGAGUUUACCAGGAAGAGGAUAUAUGUCUGUAGGCUGACAAAUAUUAGGGAAAUCAAUGCAGCAACCUAUUCUCAGAGUCUAGAAACAAUUCCAAAAAAAAAAAAACAAACAUACAGCGUAAUCUACACGUACUUUUUGUUUACCUAUUUUUUGCUACUAUUUAUCUUUAACGAAAUCUAUUGUUUUUAUUUUGCUAUUGUAUAGUAUUUAAUUUCUCGUUUAUAUUGCAACUAUCACCUACAUUCUCAGUUUACACUUAUAUGCAAGCUAAUAUAUUUGUACCACUUUUUUUUUGUUAUCAUUUCGUGGUUAAUAAUAUUAUUUGUAAAUAAAGCUUAAUUGUUCAUAUGAGUUAAGAUUUACUCAAAGAAAAUAUUAACUGGAAUGAAGCAAAAUCAAAAUCUAUUCUAAAGGAAACAGUCACUACUAAGCAAAACAAACACUAACACUUUUGAACAAUAUUUAUUGUUAGCGAAAAGGCAAUUUAGGAACAAAAAAAUAAACAAACAAUUGAAACUUAUCUCAAAAGUCAUACGAGAAACCAUAAUCGGAUGAACGUGUAGGUAAAGAAAAACGGCGCGUGGCAUCAAGAUUUCAAUUAACGGUUAAUGUGGUAAAAUAAAUUCUGUUCGUGAAAUGUUUUCGGAAUCUGCGCACAAAACAGACAGAAAGUUAGGAAGGUAUAAAAACUUGUUUUAUGUAAGUUACAUAUAUGCAGCAAACAAAAACUGGUGGCGUGUAUUUUGAUGCUUGCAACUGAAUUCAAGGAGGACUCAUUUCAAAUAGCAGCCCAAUAUAGAAGAACUGCCAAUUGGUGGGCUUCAUCGGACCGGUUUAUCCCUAUCAAAUUUUGAACAGGUUCUGUGUGCGGAGUUGGUGAUAAAUGUCAAUGCUACCGUAAAAGCUCGAAAACUAAAAAAAAUAUUAGAGUGUAUGGGUACUAUUAUGCAAGUCGAGUCGAGCGUCGCUUCUGUUCACUGGACGAUUUCGAUAUUACAGAAGUAAUACUAGACUAGUGACCAGCCGUGACGCUCGACACGACUUACAUAAUAGGGCCCUAUAUCAUUUCUCUUCACGCAACUGGCAACUCUGAUGUCAGCUGUACACGCUAAAGCCAAAUUUAGGAAACAUUAAAUUUUAAUAAAAAAUCAAACGGAAUCGGAAAAUCUUAAAAUGCACGCCACGAUGUUUCAAAUUUCAAAACACAAACAGUGAAAAUAUAGAUAAACAAACACCUGCUUUUACUGAACAAAACAAAUAGUUAUCGUGCUGCUCUUCGUGUGUAGAACUUUACACUUAAACAAACAAACAAAUAAUAACGGUAAUUCGAUUCUAAACUACCAAAUCCCGCAUGGUUUGAUCAUCUUCAUCAGCCCCCUGAUAACAAUAGCAGUUGAAGAACAUUAGUUAAUGCGAAUUAAAUCAAUUGUCACACAGUUAUAUACAAUUUUAGCGAAAACAAAAAUGCAACGGAUAAAGAGCAAAACCAACUACACACAUACACACUAAUAAAUUGUUAUCGCUACUGCUGGGUAAUAAGUAUCUGUACCUUAUUAUUUGAAAUUAACAAGGCAAGAGGACAGUGCGUGACGUGGAGGAAAACUAAGUAUAUUGAAAAACAAAUAUUAUGACUAUUAUUAUAUAU